Molecule: messenger RNA, 2070 nt
Organism: Batrachochytrium dendrobatidis JAM81
Lineage: Eukaryota; Fungi; Chytridiomycota; Chytridiomycetes; Rhizophydiales
Exons: 2
Coding region: 1-2070 (689 amino acids)
Molecular function (GO): metalloendopeptidase activity; zinc ion binding
Source: RefSeq, a predicted model, not a curated record
AUGUUUGUUUCUACUGUUUCUCUCGUUCUUGCUCUUGCCACAUCUGCAGUUUUUGCGGUUCCAACCAUUCCGUCCACACAAGACGCCUCUGACAGUCUUCCAUUCUACUUUCCCGAAUCCACGUACCAACAGAUUCCUUAUGAUCACUCAUCCAGCCUCAUGGCUCCGUCCAAUACCGAUCCAGUCAAGACUGGUGUUGCGUAUCUCUGUGACAAACUCAAUCUCACACCUAACGAGUUCAAGGUUUACAAUAAUUUCACAGACAGUGCUGGCGUAACUCACGUAUAUGGUGCACAUCUAGUUAAUGAUGCACGUGUAUCCAAUCACCAAGCUGCAAUCCAUAUCCAAGACGGCCAGAUCAUCUCAUAUUCGACUUCGUUUGGUACUGAAAGCCAUUUUGCCAAAAGUGAGCUUUCAGUCGCAGAACCCAAAGCCAAACUGACGUUUGAACAGGUUGCUGAUACUGUAUCCAAAGCCAAGGGUUUGCCAGUUUACUCUGAGUUUAAACAUGAGCUCGAGUAUGUUCAACAGGCUGAUGGCACGCUUGUGUAUGCUUACAAAUUCCAGCUUCGCGACAAGAAUGUUAUUUCAUGGAUCCAAGUUUGGGCAGAUGCCGACACUGGCAAACUGAUCCAGGCUGUUGAUUUUGGUCAUCGUGCAACAUACAAGGCUAUCAAAGUUCCUGAUCUCAGUCCCAAUGAUGGAUUUUCAGACAUCAAAGAUCCAGAAUACAAACCAUCGUCACCUAAUGGAUGGACUGACGGAACUGUCACUCAGGGUAACAACAUUGAUGCUCUUGACUAUACAAAAAAACCGCCAGUUCCAGCAACCGGUGUUGACGGUGUAUUUGACACCAAGUUCAACCCCGCUGCUAAUGUUACCGAUCCAGACAACAUUCAGGCAGCAGCUGUCAAUCUGUUUUACAUUACUAACCUGAUACACGAUAUCACAUACCAGUAUGGUUUCAACGAGGCGGCUGGUAAUUUCCAAAAGGACAACUUUGGAAAAGGUGGUAAAGGCGGCGAUGCAGUCAAUAUCAAUGUCCUAGAUACUUCGAGUGCUGAAAAUGCCUUGUUUCACACUCCAGCUGAUGGCCAACCUGGCAUAAUGCUAAUGUUUCGAUUCAUUUCUACCGAGCCCAAUCGCAAUGGUGGUUUGGACAACCAAGUUCCUUUGCACGAAUAUGGACACGGUAUUUCAACUCGGUUGACUGGUGGGUCUGCAGCAGUUGAGUGUUUGUUUGAUGGUGAAGCUGAAGGUAUGGGUGAAGGCUGGUCCGAUAUAUUUGCCACAAUCAUAACUGCCAAGCAAUCACACAAAGCCGACACUCCAAUUGGCAUUGCUGCAUAUGUUGAUAAUACGACCAACGGUGUUCGCUCUCAUCCUUACACUACUGACAUGAAAGUCAAUCCUCUGACGUAUGCCGAUCUUCAAACUCGUGAAAAAUCUCACGUUAUGGGUGAAGUGUGGGCUUCUAUACUUUGGGAAGUCUACUGGAACUUGGUCACCAAGAACGGAUUCUCCACCAAUCUCUACGACGCCAAGGGCAAGUUUGGUAACAUUAUUACUAUGCAGAAUAUGAUUGGUGGUAUGAUGCUUCAGCCAUGCCAUCCCACUUUCCUUGAUGCUCGUGAUGCUUUUAUUGCAUCUGAUGUUGCUCGCUACAAUGGUGCCAACAAAUGCGAGAUCUGGAAAGGAUUCGCCAAACGCGGUCUGGGAGUCAAGGCUGCCAAGUUCAACAACGAUUUCUCAGUUCCUGAUGAAUGCAGUGGUGGUACUUCAUCGUCUAGCAGUGUCUCUAUUGCUACCACAACAGAAUCUACCACAGUAGAGUCUGCAACCGUAGGAGCUACAACCGCAGAAGCUACCACAGCAGAGUCUACUACCACAGAGUCUGCCACUACUGCAAGACCUACAACAACUGCACGCGCUACCACCACAAAGAAAUCUACUACAAAGAAAUCUACCACAAAAAGAUCCACCACUACUCGUGGUCCUAAGCCUACUUCUGGAUGCACUCGCAUGGACAUUUAUUUCAACUACAUUGGAAAAAGUUGCGAUCAAAACUAG